Molecule: messenger RNA, 1007 nt
Organism: Anopheles aquasalis
Lineage: Eukaryota; Metazoa; Arthropoda; Insecta; Diptera; Culicidae
Gene: Coq3
Product: ubiquinone biosynthesis protein COQ3, mitochondrial
Biological process (GO): ubiquinone biosynthetic process
Cellular component (GO): mitochondrion
Molecular function (GO): 3-demethylubiquinol 3-O-methyltransferase activity; polyprenyldihydroxybenzoate methyltransferase activity
Source: RefSeq, a predicted model, not a curated record
AAACAACCACGAAAACAAGCGAAACGAUCGAGAUUUCGUUGUUAAUUAAAACGUAAAAAGGAACUAAAAUGCUACCUCAACGAUGCAGUAAGCUGAUAAAACACACAUUUUUGAAUAUAAGAACCGCAAGAUGUUAUUCCACGGCGCCGGAAAAUGUUGGAAAACAGUACCAGAACGUAGAUCAGCGAGAGGUGGACAACUUAUCACGACAGUCGAACGAAUGGUGGGAUCCGAAUGGGCCGAUCCGCGGAUUGCACGCCAUGAAUGCUUUACGUGUGCCGCUGAUUCGCGAUGGACUCAUCGCCACCGGUGUUGUCGGUAGAGAUCGAAUCCAGAAACCCAAAGUUCUCGAGAACGUUAACAUCCUAGAGGUCGGCUGUGGAGGGGGCAUUCUAUCGGAAAAGCUGGCCCGCCUGCAUGCCAACGUGGUCGGUAUCGAUCCCAGCGAGAAGCUCAUUUCCGUUGCCAGCGAACAUGCCAAAGAGAGCAGGGAUUUGAUUCCAGACCACAUCCAGUAUCACGUGGAAACCAUCGAGGUUCAUGCGUCCAAGAAUCCGGAACGGUAUGAUGCAGUUGUGGCAUCGGAAGUGUUGGAGCAUGUCGGGGACAAAGUGGCGUUCAUAGAACAGUGCGUGAGCGCUCUGAAACCCGGGGGAUCGAUCUUCAUCACCACGCUGAACAAAACCCCUGCAUCCUGGCUGGGUGCGAUCGUGGGUGCAGAAUACAUCUUCAAGCUGGUCCCCGAGGAGACGCACGAUUGGGACAAGUUUAUUUCGCCACUGGAGCUGCAAAGAAUACUGUCCUGUUACAGCUGCAAAACUAUCUUGUUCCACGGAAUGUUCUACCAGUUUUGGGCGAAUCAGUGGUGUUGGACCAAAAACACCGAAAUCAAUUACGCUAUUCAGGCGGUGAAAAUGGUCGAAUCUUAAGGACAGAGCAAUGUAUUACAAUGAGUCUUCUAAGUCAAAGAAAUAAAGGUAGAUGAAUGGAAGUUGUGGUUUAUUGUA